Molecule: messenger RNA, 1005 nt
Organism: Ophidiomyces ophidiicola
Lineage: Eukaryota; Fungi; Ascomycota; Eurotiomycetes; Onygenales; Onygenaceae
Gene: RRI1
Product: COP9 signalosome catalytic subunit rri1
Exons: 2
Coding region: 1-1005 (334 amino acids)
Biological process (GO): protein deneddylation
Cellular component (GO): cytoplasm; COP9 signalosome
Molecular function (GO): metallopeptidase activity; deNEDDylase activity; protein binding
Source: RefSeq, a predicted model, not a curated record
AUGGAGUCGGCACAAAAGUCGUGGGAGACUGAAAACGCCAUCAAGCUUGUCGAUGUCUAUCGCAAUGGCCUGUAUUGCUAUGACGCCGCGGCCUCCCAGUCCAUUAUGUCUGCCAAACCUUGGUCAAAGGAUCCCCACUACUUCACAAAUAUCCGUAUCUCCGCCGUCGCCCUCCUAAAGAUGGUCAUGCACGCUCGGUCUGGUGGAAGCCUUGAAGUUAUGGGUCUUAUGCAAGGCUACGUGUUGGCUAACACGUUUGUUGUUACUGACGCAUUUCGUCUUCCUGUCGAAGGAACCGAAACGAGAGUCAACGCUCAGGAUGAGGCUAACGAAUAUAUGGUUUCCUACCUGCAGUCGUGUCGGGACUCGGGACGGAUGGAAAAUGCGAUCGGGUGGUACCACAGCCAUCCAGGGUAUGGAUGCUGGCUUUCUGGCAUUGAUGUGUCUACCCAGGAUACCCAACAGACCUAUAGUGAUCCUUUCGUUGCUGUAGUAAUUGAUCCAGAUCGCACAAUCUCGGCGGGAAAGGUUGAGAUUGGAGCUUUUAGGACAUACCCUAAUGGGUACAAGCCAUCGAACGCCGAUCAUGACGACGAAGAGUACCAAAGUAUCCCACUCAAUAAAGUGGAAGAUUUUGGCACGCACGCGUCGCAAUAUUACUCCCUUGAAAUUUCACAUUUCAAAUCUACCCUUGACACCAAUAUACUCUCCCUAUUGUGGAACAAAUAUUGGGCUGCAACGCUCAGCCAAAGUCCACUAUUUUCAAACCGUGAUUUUACGACUAAACAGAUGGCAGAUCUCGGCGAAAAAAUAAAGAAGGCUACCAAAUCUAUCGAGAGUGGCAAUCAACGGGAGGAUGUUUUAAUUACCAAGGACCCUCCACUAGAGAAAGUGAUAAAGGAAGGGAAUAGAAUCGUAGGGGAAGAAAUAACAGGUCUUAUGGCAGCGGAGAUCAAAAGAGAAUUGUUCCAUGGUGUCGGACACCAGGCAGCGGGGAGAUUUUAA